Molecule: messenger RNA, 518 nt
Organism: Parasteatoda tepidariorum (common house spider)
Lineage: Eukaryota; Metazoa; Arthropoda; Arachnida; Araneae; Theridiidae
Product: venom protein 302
Biological process (GO): regulation of signal transduction; regulation of cell growth
Cellular component (GO): extracellular region
Molecular function (GO): insulin-like growth factor binding
Source: RefSeq, a predicted model, not a curated record
AAGCUUGCAGAAAAAUAAAGAUUAAAAGAUUAUCUAUUAUUCUAACUGGCAUCAGCUGUUUUAUUCUCAUGAAAAGUUAUGUGAAAGAUUAUAUACCUUAAUUCACAGUUUCUUCUUAUUAAAGCAAGGAGACAAUAAUAGUUUCAACAGGCUAUCAUGAAGACCUAUACUUAUUUGCUCAUCUGCAGUGCUUUAAUCUCAAGCUGCUUGACGUUGGAUUGUCCUGAUUGUGAUAAGAGCCUCUGCAAAGAGGUGGAACCUUGCCGACAUGGAACUACGACUGAUGUCUGUGGAUGCUGUCCAGCCUGUUAUAAAGGUAUAGGAGAAGAAUGUGGUGGUCCAUGGAAUGUGAAAGGCGUGUGCGCUGGCCACCUAUCCUGUAUUCGAAAUCCAAGUAAAAACGAAAAAUUGAAUCCAAUCGAAGAAUUCAACAGAACUGGAAAAUGCCUAGCGUUACCUUAAAAUUCUUAAUAAGGAAUGUUUACUUGUAGACUUCAAUAAAUACUCAGCGUUUUGAA